Molecule: messenger RNA, 1360 nt
Organism: Trichoderma virens Gv29-8
Lineage: Eukaryota; Fungi; Ascomycota; Sordariomycetes; Hypocreales; Hypocreaceae
Exons: 3
Coding region: 85-1035 (316 amino acids)
Biological process (GO): alpha-ketoglutarate transport; mitochondrial citrate transmembrane transport
Cellular component (GO): mitochondrion
Molecular function (GO): tricarboxylate secondary active transmembrane transporter activity
Source: RefSeq, a predicted model, not a curated record
AACUUUCCCAUCAUCUCUCACGCUCCUUGCGAAGAAGCACCCUAUUCCCUUGGUCAGGGCCCUACAGUAAAUCAUCCAGAAGUCAUGGUCGCCGCCGCUAUCGAGGCUCCCAUCGCGGAGAAGCCGCACUUGGAGAAGAAGCCCAUCAAGUUCUCCAACUUGCUGCUGGGCGCCGGUCUCAACAUGUUCGAGGUCACCACUCUGGGCCAGCCGCUCGAGGUCGUCAAGACCACCAUGGCUGCCAACCGUGGCGAUGGCUUCUCCACGGCUUUGGGUCGUAUCUGGGGUCGAGGUGGCCCUCUCGGCUUCUACCAGGGUCUCAUUCCCUGGGCCUGGAUUGAGGCUUCCACCAAGGGCGCAGUGCUGCUCUUCGUUGCCUCCGAGGCCGAGUACUACGCUCGUUAUAUGGGUGCUUCUGAGUUUGGUGGUGGCAUUCUGGGCGGUAUCACCGGUGGUGUUGCCCAGGCCUACGCCACCAUGGGUUUCUGCACCUGCAUGAAGACGGUCGAGAUCACCCAGCACAAGAUGGCCGCCGCCGGUGUCAAGCCCCAGUCCACCUUUGCGACCUUUAUGGAUAUUUACCGCAAGGAGGGAAUCCGCGGCAUCAACAAGGGUGUCAAUGCUGUCGCCAUCCGACAGAUGACCAACUGGGGAUCUCGCUUCGGUCUCAGCCGCCUGGCCGAGGGCUGGAUCCGCUCGGCCACGGGCAAGCAGCAGAGCGACAAGCUCUCUGCCGGGGAGAAGAUUCUUGCUAGUGCUCUCGGUGGUGGUCUCAGUGCCUGGAACCAGCCCAUCGAGGUCAUCCGUGUCGAGAUGCAGAGCAAGAAGGACGACCCCAACCGACCCAAGAAGAUGACGGUCGGCAACACUUUCCGCUACAUUUACGCGAACAAUGGUAUCAAGGGUCUCUACCGAGGUGUUACUCCUCGAAUUGGUCUCGGCGUUUGGCAGACGAUUUGCAUGGUUGCUGUUGGAGAUAUGGCUAAAACUUACGUGGAGAAAUUGACCGGCGACCAGGUCACGGCUAAGCAUUAGACGGCGUUUGGGACAGGGCUCGAUGAUUGGUAAUGAAUGUUUUCAAGAUUUGGGUUCUUAUUUACACGCGAACGAUGAAACGACGGCGGUGGGAAUAAUCUUCAAUAGCGGACUUGUUGAGACGGCGUCUCUCGAGUUUGUCUACUCGUUUAUGUUUUUUGCUACCUCUCUUGAUUAAGGGGACGACUGCCCCCUUGUUUAGAGAUUUGUUAUUCAGGAUGUGUGUGUGGUCUUAUUACAUGCACCAAAUACUUCUUAUAGAUCUGCUCUGAGGAAAUAUCUGCUGAGUGGAAAUGAAAUACACGUUGGUGAUUACUGGCGAACC